This is a messenger RNA of Sorex araneus (European shrew), 1801 nucleotides long. RefSeq names its product RGP1 homolog, RAB6A GEF complex partner 1 (gene RGP1). Gene Ontology annotation, biological process: retrograde transport, endosome to Golgi. Lineage: Eukaryota; Metazoa; Chordata; Mammalia; Eulipotyphla; Soricidae. Gene Ontology annotation, cellular component: Ric1-Rgp1 guanyl-nucleotide exchange factor complex; Golgi membrane. The transcript is spliced from 8 exons. The coding region runs from base 1 to 1662 and encodes 553 amino acids. The record is from RefSeq and is a predicted model, not a curated record.
AUGUAUCUGGUCGGCCCAGCCCACACGCUGAUGCUGGGUGCUGCGGAGCGCCUUGCCCCGAGCAAUGCGGAGGCUAACGAAGGGCCGGCGAGGAGCGCACCAGGGGCUGCUGCAGCGUCGGCGCUGGCGAAGGCAAUGAAGCCGCCCGGGCGCCGCCGCGCUUGUCUCCCUGGGUCCUGGGCGGGAAGGGUCGGGCCUCGCCGUCAUUGGGCCGCGGUGAUUAGCCAGACUGGCCGAAGGGAGACGGGGCGGGAGGGGCGGAGCCCCGGGGGCCCGCCCGCCGGCCCGGCGCCGCCCCCGAGACCCGCCCAGCAGCUCCCGGCCGCCGGCUCCGGGGCUCCCAGGGCCCCCGCAACUCCAGGCCCCCGCGCGCUGCGCGCCGGGUCCCGUCGGCCGGUAUCCGCGCAGCGAGCACGCACGCCCGGCGCAGGUCCGCGGGAGCCGUGGGAAGGUGACCCGGACGGCCGGAGGAGCAGAGUCCCUUCCGGUGCGGGGGGCCGGGCGCUUCCGGCCGGAAGUGGCUCCGCGGGGGGCGGGGGCGGCGGGGGAAGUCCCGCCCCGCGCCGCCGCGGCGCACCUGGCGGGGUCCCGGCGGCGGCCAGUGAGGCUUUGGCCUGGGCCAGUGCACAGAUCCACUGCCAGUUCCAUGCCAGUGAGAGCCGGGUGGCACUGCCGCCCCCUGACUCCAAUCAGCCUGAGGUGCAGCCCGAGAGCCAGACCGUCUUUCUGCCACAUCGAGGCGAGAGGGGUCAGUGUAUCCUCUCCACUCCUCCGAAGAUCCUCUUCUGUGACCUGCGGCUGGAACCUGGAGAGUCCAGAUCAUACUCCUACAGUGAAGUGCUGCCUCUCGAGGGACCUCCCUCCUUCCGGGGCCAGUCUGUCAAGUAUGUCUACAAGCUGACCAUUGGCUGCCAGCGGGUCAAUUCCCCCAUCACCUUACUCAGGGUCCCUCUGAGAGUCCUCGUGCUGACGGGCCUUCAAGAUAUCCGGUUUCCCCAGGAUGAGUCUGUGGCCCCAUCCAGUCCGUUCUUGGAGGAGGAGGAAAGUGGCAAGAAGGACUCUUGGCUCAUGGAACUGGCGGGGGAGCGUCUCAUGGCCACCACAUCCUGCCGCAGCCUCCAUCUGUACAAUAUCAGCGAUGGCCGGGGGAAAGUUGGAACAUUCGGCAUCUUCAAGUCUGUGUACAGACUUGGCGAGGAUGUGAUAGGGACCUUAAACCUGGGGGAAGGAACUGUAGCUUGCUUGCAGUUCUCGGUAAGCUUGCAGACUGAAGAGCGGGUGCAGCCCGAGUACCAGCGGCGCCGAGGGGCGGGCGGUGCCCCCUCUGUGUCCCACGUGACUCACGCCCGGCACCAGGAGUCCUGCCUCCAUACCACCAGGACCAGCUUCUCUCUCCCCAUUCCACUGAGCUCCACCCCAGGCUUCUGCACAGCCAUCGUUUCCCUGAAGUGGCGGCUACACUUUGAGUUUGUGACAUCCAGAGAACCCGGUCUGGUACUCCUGCCUCCCAUGGAACAGCCCGAACCUGUCACCUGGACGGGACCCGAGCAAGUGCCCGUCGACACGUUCAGCUGGGACCUCCCCAUCAAGGUGCUGCCAACAAGCCCCACACUGGCUUCCUAUGCUGCCCCGGGCCCCAGCACCAGCACCAUCACCAUCUAAGACUGCCACUGCUUUGUGUGCCGGGCCCGCCAACCACGGCCCGUCCCCACCGGGCCCAGGACCAUGGACAAUGAGAGGCCAGCCUUCAGCGGGAGCGUUCACUUAUUUAUUCAGAAUAAAGUGGUAGCUGCUAGUGGUU